GAUUCCAGCUCAAGGGAAGUGGGGGGUUGCGGGUGUGACCUUUCAUUCAACGCUGACUUUAAACCAAUCCUCAACUUGCUCACCAGCUGUAACCUCCCACCACAGAGGAGCUCAGUGUUUGAGACAGUGGAAGCAGCACCACAUGGACUACAGUACAGCAGUGGAGUAACAACAUUCCUCUCCCUGACAGGAGAAGGUCGCAGAUCAAAAUGGCACAGUGGAUUUUCCUAAUAAAAGGUUGCCUCGGCUCUAAAGUGUACUCUGAGGUCCCAGAUGGUGGUUGGGGUUGGAUUGUGGCUGUAGCCUUUUUCUUGGUGGAGGUGUUCACUUACGGGGUUAUCAAAGUAAAGAGAGCAAGAACAGAAGAACGGGCUCUGCUCCGUCCCAUAGUCAUCAAACCAAAGAUUUUUCCAGCAGGAACUGACCAGAAGAUCACAUGCUCUUUUCCUGAAGAACAAAUGCAAGGCUCUGCUAGCUAUAAAGAUUCAGCUGUACAGUCUCUUGAUGAGCUGAAAAAGGGGCUCAAAUCUGGGAAGGAACAGAAAGAAGCGGAACCACUUCAGAUCUCUCCAAAACAAGCCGUGUCAACCAAAAAUAAGCUCCUGGAUUUGACUGUACUAAAAGAAGGCAGUUUCUUAUGUUAUUCAGCCUUUGGCCUUUUUGCAACACUGGGCUUUUUCGCCCCACAGCUGUAUUUGGUGGAGCUCAGUACAAGUUUGGGUACCGGGAGGGGCAAGGCUGCCUAUAUGCUGUCAACACUGGCCAUUGCUGAGAUCUUUGGACGUCUCUCCAUUGGAUGGGUCCUGAACUGGGGGCAUAUCAGAAAGAUCUUCAUACUUCUAGGAUGUAUCUCACUGAUGUCCCUGGUGCUGGUGUUGUUUACUGUGGUUAAUGGCUUCUGGGGGCUGGCAGUGUGCUGUGUGCUUUACGGCUUCUUACUUGGGAACAUUGCAUCCACGCACAUCCCGAUGUUGGCCGAGGAUGAUGUCGUAGGGAUCCAGAGGAUGCCUUUAGCUGUAGGCGUCUACAUCUGUAUUCAGAGCUUUGCAGGACUGGCUGGUCCACCAUUAGGAGGUGUCCUUGUGGAUGUUACGCAAAAUUACAGGGCUGCAUUCUACUCCUGUGCUGCUGGAAUGGGACUAGGUGCCAUCUUCCUUGGGUUCGUUCGUCCAGCUAAGACAGGUCAACUGUGCUCAAGGAGGGACAAUGGACAGAAUAACACCAUAGUGGAGCAAGUGUCCAAAGACAAACUGGAGGAAAUUCUAGAAGUGGAUAAUCAAGAUAUUAAGUCUUGACUUCCUUUCUGAAUUUAGCAUAACUUUAGGUACUAUCAAACCUAUAACUAAAAUAUAGCAACAUUAUGAUUCAUAAUAAUCACUCAAUGGGUUCGUUCACCCAAAAAUGAAAAUUCAGUCAUCAUUGACGCACAAGAACCAAUUAGGUCCUUUUCUCACUUUUCCCCAAGUGCUCUUGAGUUUACGUUUACCAUAUUUUAGGUGCUCUAUGUAUGUAUGUUGAUGUUAAUAUGUGAAUAAAAUGAAAGCCUUGUUGGUUUGGAAGUUGGAAUGCCAUGAGGUUGUGUAAAUGUUGACAGAAUUCAUUUUUGGGUGAACUAACCCUUUAAGAUGUACAAAGUUUCUACACCGAGAUCAUACAGGUGAUGAUCAUAGUACACUAUAUUAGCAAUAGCUGUCAAGACAACUAUGAUUAGACUUGAAAAACACAGUUAUGGACAUUUGUAAUACUAAACAUUAAGUAUUUUGUUGAUUAAAAUCCUAGAUGCAAAAGACACACACACACUGUGUAACAGGAAACCACAUUUUCGUGGUUUUAGUGAUUAUAGGCAAGGGGUGAUUACUAGGCACUGAUGGGUAAAGCAAUGACCAAUAAUAAUGCUGAAUUCAGCAACUAAGGUUAAACUAUGUAAAUGUUAUAGAAAAGUGUUAGAAAGAGGUAUUUGAUACUUUAUUUUUAAAAGGAACCUUGUUUAUAUACUUGCAAAAAAGCAAUGGAUUGAGCAUAUACAGCUCACCUCAGGUCAACUUUCAACUACAACAUCUGUCUCUUUAAUGGUACUAAAACCAGGUAAACAACUUUAUUAAUGCAAAUAGUGUCUGUUUAGAGUAUUGUU
Carassius carassius (crucian carp) is the source of this 2131-nucleotide messenger RNA. Its product is annotated as monocarboxylate transporter 7-like. The coding region runs from base 210 to 1295 and encodes 361 amino acids. Gene Ontology annotation, biological process: monocarboxylic acid transport; transmembrane transport. Lineage: Eukaryota; Metazoa; Chordata; Actinopteri; Cypriniformes; Cyprinidae. The transcript has 4 exons. Gene Ontology annotation, molecular function: monocarboxylic acid transmembrane transporter activity. The record is from RefSeq and is a predicted model, not a curated record.